Myzus persicae (green peach aphid) is the source of this 733-nucleotide messenger RNA. RefSeq names its product annulin-like. The transcript is spliced from 3 exons. NCBI's taxonomy places the organism in Eukaryota, Metazoa, Arthropoda, Insecta, Hemiptera, Aphididae. The record is from RefSeq and is a predicted model, not a curated record. Gene Ontology annotation, biological process: peptide cross-linking. Gene Ontology annotation, molecular function: protein-glutamine gamma-glutamyltransferase activity. The coding region runs from base 202 to 474 and encodes 90 amino acids.
AACAUAUUUUUAUACGGAACAUAUUCAACAGGAUCAAACGUUGAAUUUGUCCAAACCGCUUUGACGUAUUUUGAUUAUGGUAAUGACGUAAAAAGCCAAAAUGUUUUCAACAUAUCAUGUCUAGCUAGCGUGGUUGACACAGACUACGAGUAUUUUGGACAAGACGACUUUAGGGUCAGAAAACCAGAUAUUGAAUUCGAAAUGCAUGAUAAACCUGCCAUGUCGCGUGAAGUACGGGCUACUGUUAAGUUUAGAAAUCCGUUGCCCCUGUCUUUGAAAGAUGGAAAAUUUUUUAUCGCUGGUUCAUCGUUGCCUAAAACUCUGGAAAUCAAAGUUGGUAAGGUCAGUGCAAAAAAAACAACCAGUGUGUCGUUCAAAUUCACUCCACAAUUCACCGGAAAGCAAGUAAUUUCUGCGAAAUUUACUUCCAAACAACUGCAAGACGUUGAUGGUUAUUUACAAUUUAUGGUUUAAAAUGGGCGAUGGACAUAUGGAUGGCCUGGGCAAAUUCUAAUUCAGUCAGAUUUAUCAAAUACGAUUUCUGCAUACUAUUUGUAUCGCAAGGGAAUUGUUAUUUUAUUUAUUACUCUAAGUUAAAUAAUAUUAAUUGAUUUAAUUAAUUUUCUUCAACAUACAGCUAUUAUGCCAUUUACUUAGUUUUAGCGCCACUAAUUAGUUAAGGAAAAAAAAACAGGAUCGGAAUGUAUUUAUAAUAUUUUAUAUAACAAAUUUA